Messenger RNA from Cicer arietinum (chickpea), 1642 nucleotides. Its product is annotated as protein ABIL2-like. NCBI's taxonomy places the organism in Eukaryota, Viridiplantae, Streptophyta, Magnoliopsida, Fabales, Fabaceae. The record is from RefSeq and is a predicted model, not a curated record.
AUUCCUCAACCAAUAUUGAUUGAUUUCGACGUGCUCUCCUCUUCUUCCACUCUUCAACUGUACAUGUUUGAAAAUUUUCAUUUUAAAGUUGUCCCUUUCCUUUGUUUUGGUCAAAAACCGAACACUUAACCGUUUUGAGUGAGUUCUGAAGAAGUGAAAAGGUUAUCUCAAAAGCGUGUUUCCUUUGACGUUUGGUUUCAAAUGCUGCAAUUGGGUUUGUUUGUUUCUUCAUAACCCUCUUCCCUGUUUGUUUUGUUAACAACUUGGUCGCUCUUUGUGAAAGAAAAAGGUAUCACUUUCUCUUUUUACCUCUUCACUUUCCCAAGACACAACUUAGAACUUGAAUUUCCUAUCAAUUUUGUGGAUAAAGGUGGUCCUUCUUCCUCUACUUUCAUCCAUGGGGAAGGUCACUACUUCGACAGCACCGCAUGUAUCUCAAGAACCUUCCAAUUUCGACGAGGUUUAUAUGCAGCAGAGCUUGCUCUUUGAUGAUAGCUUGAAGGAUUUGAAAAAUCUGAGAACACAGUUAUAUUCAGCAGCGGAAUAUUUUGAACUCUCGUACACCAACGACGACCAUAAACAGAUAGUGGUAGAAACACUGAAGGACUAUGCCAUCAAAGCUCUUGUAAAUACAGUGGACCAUUUAGGUUCUGUUACCUAUAAAGUAAAUGACUUGUUGGAUGAGAAGGUUGUUGAAGUUUCUGGAGCGGAGCUACGUGUAUCUUGUAUUGAACAGAGAAUGAGGACUUACCAAGGGCAUAUGGAUCACAAGGGCCGUACCCAACAGUCAUUGGUGAUCAGUACUCCAAAAUAUCACAAGCGUUAUAUCUUGCCAGUAGGGGAGACCAUGAUUGGUGCAAACCACACAAAGUCAAACUAUGUUGGAUGCAGCCUUGAUGAAGAAGAGGAGUGGCCUCAUUUUAGAAAUGCUGUUCGAGCUACAAUUAGAGAAACGCCGACAUCUACAACACGUAAAGGGCUUUCACCAUCACCUUCUGUACAACCUCAAAGACCUGGACCCUUUUCAUUCACUUCAACCAUGCCCAAAAAAGAUUUAGAUAAACGGUCAGUUUCUCCAUACCGGUUCCCGCUUCUGCGUACUGGAUCUCGGUCAAGUAGUAGGCCUACAACACCAAAGACGAGUAGACCGAAUACUCCAAAGCCAACCAGACCAAUCACACCAAAUCCUUCUAAUGCAAAACCAAGGUACCCUUCUGAGCCACGCAAAUCAGCUUCAAUGCGAUUAUCUGCUGAAAGGGACAAUGGCAAAGAUGCAGAACAAUUCCCCAGUAAAAGUAAACGGCUCCUGAAGGCCUUAUUAAGCAGACGCAAGUCUAAGAAGGAUGACACGCUUUAUACAUACUUGGAUGAGUAUUGAUACCUAGAAUAUAUAGGAAGCAUAGCAAAUGCGUUGUAAAAUCUUGAGAACAAGUCAAUUUUGCUUUAGUUUUACCCAUUUUGUUUGAUAGGUUGCACUUUUUCACCAUUUUAUCUGAACUGUAUAAUGUAAUCUUUAUUUUCCAGUAUUUUACUACUGCAAGCUCCCAAAAUUAUCUUGUGAAAUAGUGUAAUAGUUCAAGAAUUAUUUUAAACGUGGAUCAUGUAGUCAUUUAUAUAAUCAAAGUAAAUUUGGCUUCAUUUC